Dictyostelium discoideum AX4 is the source of this 1536-nucleotide messenger RNA. RefSeq names its product UDP-glucose pyrophosphorylase (gene uppA). NCBI's taxonomy places the organism in Eukaryota, Evosea, Eumycetozoa, Dictyosteliales, Dictyosteliaceae. The transcript is spliced from 4 exons. Bases 1 to 1536 code for a protein of 511 amino acids. The record is from RefSeq and is a predicted model, not a curated record. Gene Ontology annotation, biological process: galactose metabolic process; culmination involved in sorocarp development; UDP-alpha-D-glucose metabolic process. Gene Ontology annotation, molecular function: UTP:glucose-1-phosphate uridylyltransferase activity; uridylyltransferase activity.
AUGACAGAUACAGCAACAUCAAAAGCAACAGUUGAAAGACCAAAAUUACAAUCAACUGGAUCAUUACAUAGUUUAUUUAAAAAUGUUGAUUUAUUUUCAGAGAAUGAUGAAGAAUUAUAUCCACCACUUCAACAUGGUGCAAGAUUUGCAGCACCAAUUGAAGAUAGUACAUUAUUAGCAUUGGGUAUGAAACCAGAUGAACUUAAAGCAUUCCAAAAACAAAGACAUGCAUACAUUAACAAGGAUCAAAUUUACACUGAUGAAAUUAAAAUUCCAAAUAAAACUGAAAUGGUAGAUUAUCAUCAACUUCAUUUAGUCUCACCAAUUGACCAAUCAAAUGCUUCCAGAUUAUUAAAUAAAUUAGUUGUAAUUAAAUUAAAUGGUGGUCUUGGUAAUAGUAUGGGUUGUAAAACUGCUAAAAGUACAAUGGAAAUAGCUCCAGGUGUUACUUUUUUAGAUAUGGCAGUUGCUCAUAUUGAACAAAUUAAUCAAGAUUAUAAUGUUGAUGUCCCAUUGGUUAUUAUGAAUUCUUAUAAAACUCAUAAUGAAACUAAUAAGGUUAUUGAAAAGUAUAAAACUCAUAAAGUUAGUAUUAAAACUUUCCAACAAUCAAUGUUCCCAAAGAUGUAUAAAGAUACAUUAAAUUUAGUACCAAAACCAAAUACACCAAUGAAUCCAAAGGAAUGGUAUCCACCAGGUUCAGGUGAUAUCUUUAGAUCACUCCAAAGAUCUGGUUUGAUUGAUGAAUUUUUAGCUGCUGGUAAAGAAUAUAUUUUCAUUUCAAAUGUUGAAAAUUUAGGUUCAAUAAUUGAUCUUCAGGUAUUAAAUCAUAUUCAUUUGCAAAAGAUUGAAUUUGGUUUAGAAGUUACAAAUCGUAUUAAUACUGAUUCAACUGGUGGUAUUUUAAUGUCAUAUAAAGAUAAACUUCAUCUUUUGGAAUUAUCUCAAGUUAAACCAGAGAAAUUAAAGAUCUUUAAAGAUUUUAAACUUUGGAAUACAAAUAAUAUUUGGGUUAAUUUGAAAUCAGUUUCAAAUUUAAUUAAAGAAGAUAAAUUAGAUUUAGAUUGGAUUGUUAAUUAUCCACUUGAAAAUCAUAAAGCAAUGGUACAAUUAGAAACACCAGCAGGUAUGGGUAUUCAAAAUUUUAAGAAUUCAGUUGCAAUUUUUGUACCACGUGAUAGAUAUCGUCCAAUUAAAUCAACAAGUCAAUUAUUGGUUGCACAAUCAAAUAUUUUCCAAUUUGAUCAUGGUCAAGUUAAAUUAAAUUCAAAGAGAGAAGGUCAAGAUGUACCACUUGUUAAAUUGGGUGAAGAAUUUUCAACAGUUUCAGAUUAUGAAAAGAGAUUUAAAUCAAUUCCAGAUUUAUUGGAAUUGGAUCAUCUUACUGUUUCUGGUGAUGUUUACUUUGGUUCAAGAAUUACUCUUAAAGGUACAGUCAUUAUUGUAGCUAAUCAUGGUGAACGUGUUGAUAUUCCAGAUGGUGUGGUUUUAGAAAAUAAAGUACUUUCUGGCACUCUUAGAAUUUUGGAUCAUUAA